AUGAUGGCAGGUGUCAUGCAGAAGGCGGCACUCUGUGGCGGUCUCGCGCGGUAUCUCGAUAACGCCGCACUGUCCGACUACACGAUCGUUUGCAACGACAAGCAGUGGGAAGUGCACCGACUAGUCCUCUCGCUCCAUUCGGCAGUGUUCGCGAAAGCCUGCGACGGACAGUUGGCAGAGGCCAAAGACAUGAAGUACGAUCUUUCAAGCUAUGGCAAGAACGAGGUUGAGGCACUCAUCAAGUACCUCUACACUUUCGACUAUACUGUUGAGGGGAAGGAGGUUCGUGAGCAUCUGUUACUCCACGUAAGCAUGUGCUGCAUUGCGGACAAGUACGAUAUCACGCCUCUGCGCCAGCUCACUGUGGGCAAGUUCAAGGACACCAUCUUGAACGUCAAGGCUUCGAAUGAGCUAGUCGGUGCAAUCGAGAUAGCUUACGGUUUCUAUGGUGCUACCGCAGAUAUCCGCGACAGCAUGGUCCAACUUCUAGCCGAGCGCUUCAGUUUCCUGGACGAUGUGCCAGGGAAUAAAGCGCUACUUGAAGCCAUGCAAUCACAUCCUAACCUGGCCAUCGAAGUCGUCAGAGCAACAACCAAAAAGUAUGCACGUGGGCUCACGCCAGUGAAUGGUCAGGGCCCCGUCUUCCAAUGCCCCCAAAAAGCAUGCAGAGCUAUCUUCCAGGAUCCUGACAUCAAGGCGGGCUAUCCGUUCUACAAAUGUCCGCAGUGCUCGGUCAGCCAGUCCGGAACUAUGUGGCACAAGUAUUACGCACUGGCGUGA
Fulvia fulva is the source of this 780-nucleotide messenger RNA. RefSeq lists its product as uncharacterized. The transcript has 2 exons. The record is from RefSeq and is a predicted model, not a curated record. Gene Ontology annotation, molecular function: protein binding. NCBI's taxonomy places the organism in Eukaryota, Fungi, Ascomycota, Dothideomycetes, Mycosphaerellales, Mycosphaerellaceae. Bases 1 to 780 code for a protein of 259 amino acids.